UGCGUGCUGUACUGUUUUGCGUUUGAUAAAUAAAUCUUGACUUCUUAUGUUUUCUCAUUGGAUCUUCUCACGUCCGCUUGGCGGAUCCAGGCUAAUCGAAGUGCAUGACGUCAUUUCCGCUCGUGUCUUGGCAGGGAGGAGGCGGGGUGCUGAAAUGACAUUCGGCCCCUCCAACCAAAGCAUAUUUCCCGGAGCCACGUUGAUUAGGAUCAAUAAAGCGCUCUUGACAUCCGUCUAGAAAGACGGGAGACACAUAUUUGCCAGAUAGCUGGCUAAACACCUUACGGCAAAAUGGCGGCGGGUACUGUCAACCCGUUUAACGUGAGUGAUUCGGAGGAGGAAGCGGAGCAGAGGCAGGAUGGCGCGGACACCGAGCGCAGCUCUAGUGAUGAAGCGCAAGGCCACAGACUCGGUCCCUUCUCCCCGCCGCCGGCGUACUCCGAGCCAGUCGCUCUGCUGUCCAACAACCGAACCAGCCCGAGUGUGGACGGUAUCCCCGCGUCGGCCGCGGCGGUGGCUGGGAUCGGAGGAGGAGGCGCGGAGACUCGGGUGUCGCUUGAUGCGAUCGCCGCGCAGCUGCUCCGGGAUCAGUACAUCCUCACGGCCCUGGAGCUGCACACCGAACUCCUGGAAGGCGGACGCGAGCUGCCUCGCCUGCGGGAUUAUUUCUCCAAUCCAGGCAACUUCGAGCGGCAGAGCGGAACUCCACCCGCGUGCAAAGAGCAAGGUGUCGGUCCUGGAGGUCCGCUCAAUCGAGCUGGCAGCAUCAGUACAUUGGACUCUUUGGAUUUCGCCCGUUAUUCAGAUGAUGGCAACAGGGAGUCAGACGAAAGAGUGGCAGUUCUGGAGUUUGAACUGCGGAAAGCCAAGGAGACCAUUCAGGCUCUUCGUGCCAACUUGACUCAGGCUGCAGAAUGUGAGAUUCCUUCUCAAGAGAGAAAAAACUACAAAUCCAGUCCUGAAAUUCAGGAACCUAUUCGCCCUCUUGAAAAGAGAGCCUUAAAUUUUUUAGUUAAUGAGUAUUUAUUGAAAAAUGAAUAUAAGUUAACGUCCAUCACAUUCUCUGAUGAAAAUGAUGAUCAGGAUUUUGAGUUGUGGGAUGAUGUGGGUCUAAACAUUCCCAAACCUCCAGACCUAUUGCAGCUCUACAGGAACUGCGGGAACAGCCUGCAGUUGCAUCGGGAUACCGUGGAUGUGGCGGUCAAUGUGGAUCCAAAUGACUUGCCAGGAGACUAUUUUACCCAGGAACCUGUGCAGCAAACUGAGGCUAUACAGCAGCAGCAGCAAGAAGAAGUGGUUCAGGAGCUGGAAUAUCAGAUCAGCCUGCUGAACAGUGAGAAACAGAGUCUGGCUGAACAGAUUAAAAAGCUCCAAAGUGAUAUCCAGGUGCUUCAGAGGAAUGUUUCAUCAGAACCCACAUCUGCAGUGAAGUCGACUCAGUCUAAAGAAGACACUCCAUGUGGUAAACCCCCCCUAGACAAUGGACAGUAUUUGGAUAUACGAGGGGUCACAGAAACUGACAGCUCCUCGGAUGCCAACACUACAAAGACCUCAGCCACUACUGCUACUACUGACUGCACUGAAAGCACCACUACUGCUACACAACCUCACAGCAAACUAAAGUCUCAGAGUCAGCAGGGUAAAACCUCUGUGCAAUUUGACCAGCCCAACAGAAAGCUGUCUCCGGCCUUCCACCAAGCACUUUUGUCCUUCUGUCGAAUGUCUGCUGACAGUAGGCUGGGCUCAGAGGUGUCUCGAAUAGCUGACAGCGAGCAGAGCGUCAUGCUCAUGCUGGGCCGCUGUCUGCCACACAUCGUACCCAAUGUCCUGCUGGCCAAGCGAGAGAGAAUGGUUGUGCACCUCUGUCAGGAGUUGAUUCCUCUCAUUCUGUGUACGGCCUGCCUGCAUCCCGAGCCCAAAGAAAGAGACCAGCUACUGCACAUCCUCUUUAAUCUUAUCAAGAGACCUGACGAUGAGCAGAGGCAGAUGAUUCUGACCGGGUGUGUGGCAUUCGCCCUACAUGUGGGUCCCACUCGGGUGGAAGCUGAACUCUUGCCACAGUGCUGGGAACAGGAGUUGAUUCCUCUCAUUCUGUGUACGGCCUGCCUGCAUCCCGAGCCCAAAGAAAGAGACCAGCUACUGCACAUCCUCUUUAAUCUUAUCAAGAGACCUGACGAUGAGCAGAGGCAGAUGAUUCUGACCGGGUGUGUGGCAUUCGCCCUACAUGUGGGUCCCACUCGGGUGGAAGCUGAACUCUUGCCACAGUGCUGGGAACAGCUUUGUAUGCUCCAGUCUAUAAUGAAGUGUCUGAUGUUUACUCACUCCCUCAAGGAGAUCCGAAGCUCUCUGGUUCUGUCCAUGCUCCAGCAAAUGUUGGCGGAAGAUAAAGCCGAUAUGGUCCGAGAGGCUGUGGUGAAAAGUUUGGGCAUCAUAAUGGGCUUCAUUGACGACCCAGACAAAUACUCACAGGGCUUUGAGCUGAUGCUGUUGUCUCUGGGCGACCCAUCAGAGAGAGUGGUCAGUGCCACCCACCAAGUUUUCAUUCCUGCCUUCGCUGCCUGGUGCACAGAACUGGGCAACUUACAGUCCCAGCUCAUCCCCUCCCUCCUCACACGCAUCGAGAAGCUGCUCAAGCAGGGUGAAUAUGGUCUAGAUGAACACAAGCUACAUAUGUAUCUGUCGGCGCUUCAGUCCCUCAUCCCGUCUCUAUUUGCGGUGCUGCUUCAGAACGCCCCCUUCACCAGUCGAGCCAAACUACAGGGAGACGUGCCUCCAAUCGAGGUGACCCGGUUCCCGCGGCCAGCCUCCCCGUUGCAGGAUGUGGCCACCAUCGUGGGCAGCCGAGAGCAGUUGGCAGUUCUGCUGCAGUUAUUUGAUCAUCAGCUCCAGCAUGAAGGAACUACAGGAUGGGACAGUUUGCUCUGGGUGGUCAACCAGUUUUUACCACAGCUUAUAGAGAUUGUAGGACGCAUCAACGUCACCUCAUCCACCUGUGUGCACGAGUUCUCCAGGUUCUUCUGGAGAUUAUGUCGAACGUUUGGGAAAAUCUUUACCAACACUAAGGUAAAACCUCAAUUCCAAGAAAUCCUGCGGCUAUCUGAGGAGAAUGUGGACGCCUCCGCAGGAAACGGCAUCCUUACAAAGGCUACGGUGCCGAUCUAUGCAACCGGAGUCCUGACAUGCUACAAUCAGGAGGAGGACCGUAAACUCUUGGUUGGCUUUCUUGAGGAUGUCAUGACCACGCUGUCUCUCUCCCAUGCUCCUCUUGACAGUCUAAAGGCUUCAUUUGUAGAGCUGGGGGCAAACCCAGCGUAUCAUGAGCUUCUACUGACGGUGCUUUGGUAUGGAGUGGUCCAUACAUCUGCACUGGUACGCUGCACCGCUGCACGCAUGUUCGAGCUGUUGGUGAAGGGGGUGAAUGAAACUCUAGUAGCUCAGAGAGUUGUUCCAGCACUUAUCACUCUCUCCAGUGAUCCUGAAAUCUCAGUGAGGAUAUCAACAAUACCUGCCUUCGGAACUAUUAUGGAAACCGUAACUCAAAAAGAGCUGCUAGAGAGAGUGAAAAUGCAGCUGGCCUCUUUUCUGGAAGACCCCCAGUAUCAGGACCAGCAUUCUUUGCACAUGGAAAUCAUCAAAACAUUUGGAAGAGUAGGACCCAACACAGAGCCACGCUUCAGAGAUGAAUUUGUUCUUCCUCAUUUGCACAAACUGGCUCUGUGCAACAACCAGCAGACAGUGGAGAGUAAAAGAAUUGACAUUGCCACUCAACUGUUUGAGGCAUACAGCGCCUUAUCCUGCUGUUUUAUUUCUGAAGAACUCAUGGUGAAUCAUUUCCUCCCUGGACUGAGAUGUUUGAGGACAGAUAUGGAGCAGCUCUCUCCGGAGCAUGAGGUUAUUCUCAGUUCCAUGAUAAAGGAGUGUGAAAUAAAGGUGGAGAACAAAGGCAUUGGAGAGGCACAAGGGUCCAUCUCUAUUGCAGCGAGUCUGGUGGGUGAGGACGCAAAGACCAAGUUUCUAAGUAAGAUGGGCCAGCUGACCACCUCAGGUGCCAUGCUGGCGAAUGUUUUCCAGAGAAAGAAAUGAGAGCUGUUUUGGGUGUUUCCCAUGAACCCUCCACUUUCUGGGAUCUCCUACUUGAAGUCAAUCGUCUGCCUUUCUUUUGUUUGUCUUUGAUUUGAUAGGCUAUAUUUUUAACAUAUUUAUGUCUUACAUUUUUUUCCAGCUUCCAAAGAAAUUUGCACUCAUGUGUCAAUGUUUUCCUUUUUUUUUAUUAUGAUUUUAUUUCAGAGGCUUAUUUGCAUCACUUCACCUGUUUUUGUUUGUUUUUUGGACAAUGUGAACUUCAUGAAAUCAAAACAAUGAUUCCUUCCUCUUCUUGUUGUCUUUUAUGUGUUGCUGUGUCUCUGGAGAAUAUUUUCUACAUAAGUGUGUAAAAUUGUCCGGGGUUUUGUUUCUCUUAUUUUGGAUAUGCUCCAACAGUAAAUAACUGUAAAAUACAGUGAAUCGAGAGAACAGUACCCAUUAUCAUGUAUAUUUUAAAAUUUGUGUCGUAAGAUAAUAAAAUGUGAAGACCACUUAUGUA
This is a messenger RNA of Sinocyclocheilus rhinocerous, 4582 nucleotides long. It is a transcript of the gene relch, whose product is annotated as RAB11 binding and LisH domain, coiled-coil and HEAT repeat containing. The record is from RefSeq and is a predicted model, not a curated record. Gene Ontology annotation, molecular function: protein binding. The transcript is spliced from 32 exons. Bases 292 to 4083 code for a protein of 1263 amino acids. Gene Ontology annotation, cellular component: trans-Golgi network; recycling endosome. Lineage: Eukaryota; Metazoa; Chordata; Actinopteri; Cypriniformes; Cyprinidae. Gene Ontology annotation, biological process: intracellular cholesterol transport.